AAAGGAAAAAAUGUGUCCCUUAUAUAUAUAUUUCAAGUCUGUGUUCUAAAUUUAAAUAUCUAACUUUGAUUUUGUAUGCACUUCAAACAGUUUGGGCGUCAUGUGGAGAGAGAGAGCGUUAUUGGUGAUCCUGCUACUGCUUCUAGUCCAGCAAAUUUGUGCUACCAAGAAGCAAGAUCAUGGUUGCCCCCUUUCUUCCUGCGGCAAAAUCACCAACAUAACUUACCCAUUUCGAUUAAAAGGCCAACCUAAAAGCUGCGGCGACAAUAGGUAUGAGCUAGCUUGUGAAAACAAUGUUACUGUGUUACAUUUGUACUCUGGAAAAUAUCAUGUGCAGGCAAUCAACUACAAUAAUUUCACUAUCCGAGUGGUUGAUCCAGGAGUCGAUCAACAAACAAAUUGCUCCUCCCUUCCUCGCUAUUUCUUGUCUCGCUCCAAUUUCACUGAUACUUACAAUUAUAGAUACAACAUGGAUCCAUACCAAGCUGGUGAAUAUUCAGGUCGUAGUAAAUGGGACAGGCUUGCUUUCCAGCAUAUAGUGUAUAUGAAUUGUAGCAAUCCAGUGACUCAGAAUGGUAACUAUGUGGAUACUGCAUCAUACGUCAACUGGGACUCCAAAGACAAGUACAUAUACGCUAUUGCUGGUGACUUACAAGCAGAGGACUUCCAAGUUGGUUGUCACGUAAAGCUGGUUGCUCUGACAUCUUGGUGGGGUUUGAAUAUAAACAAUUAUUCCUACGCUGCCAUGCACACGGGGCUAGUCUAUGGAUUUGAGAUUUCAUGGAUGCGCCUCAUAUGUGACCAGCACUGUCCAAGUAAACACGGCUGCGGCUACUGCUAUUUCGACUCUGUCAGCCAGGAGCUUGAUUAUUGGAACGGGGAUUCAUUAUGGAGUGAUAUAGGUGAUAUACUGGCUAGACCAGAAGCUAUUCUCCAAAUUUUCAUUAUGUUAUGGGCAUGGAAAAUUUUGUUGACAGUGCCACUGUUUAUUGUGAUUUUGACGUGUAAAUGGAGAAAAAGACAUAUGUCAAUGUUUGAAAGUAUUGAAAAUUAUCUAGAACAAAAUAACUUGAUGCCUAUUAGAUAUUCAUACAAGGAAGUUAAGAAGAUGGCGGGAGGUUUUAAAGACAAGUUGGGUGAAGGAGGAUAUGGCUCUGUGUUCAAGGGAAAAUUGCGUAGCCGGUCUUGUGUGGCAAUAAAGAUGUUAGGUAAAUCAAAAGGAAAUGGGCAAGAUUUUAUUAGUGAAGUUGCAACCAUUGGAAGAACAUAUCAUCAAAAUAUAGUACAAUUAAUUGGAUUUUGUGUUCAUGGGUCAAAACGUGCUCUUGUCUAUGAAUUCAUGUCCAAUGGAUCUCUUGAUAAAUUUAUUUUUUCCAAAGAUGAAAGUAUACAUUUAAGCUAUGAUAGAAUAUAUAAUAUAUCAAUUGGAGUGGCUCGUGGAAUUGCUUAUCUUCACUAUGGGUGUGAGAUGCAGAUUUUGCACUUUGAUAUCAAGCCCCACAACAUUCUACUAGAUGAAAACUUCACCCCCAAGGUCUCUGACUUUGGAUUGGCAAAAUUAUAUCCAAUAGAUAAUAGCAUUGUCCCAAGGACAACAGCAAGAGGGACAAUUGGAUAUAUGGCUCCAGAAUUGUUUUAUAAUAAUAUUGGGGGAAUAUCCCAUAAGGCUGAUGUUUAUAGCUAUGGAAUGCUUUUGAUGGAGAUGGCAAGCAAGAGGAAAAAUCUAAAUCCCCAUGCAGAGCGUUCAAGUCAACUUUUCUUUCCCUUUUGGAUUUAUAAUCAUAUUGGAGAUGAGGAAGAUAUAGAAAUGGAAGAUGUCACAGAGGAGGAAAAGAAAAUGGUAAAGAAAAUGAUCAUAGUUGCACUUUGGUGUAUACAAUUGAAACCAAAUGACCGUCCUUCAAUGAACAAAGUUGUCGAAAUGCUUGAAGGAGACAUUGAAAACUUGGAAAUACCUCCAAAGCCAACUCUGUAUCCAAGUGAAACGAUCACAAAAGAUUAAAAAAUCAAGUCUAAUGAGAUAAUAUCAAGUUAUUUCAUAAGUUCUUAUUAUUCUAUAUAAAUUAAUCCCUUGGUAAAGUACACUAUUUUGACAAUACACGAUAAACAUUUAUUUGUUUCUCAUUAUUGUUUUGAACA
This is a messenger RNA of Glycine soja, 2139 nucleotides long. RefSeq names its product rust resistance kinase Lr10-like. NCBI's taxonomy places the organism in Eukaryota, Viridiplantae, Streptophyta, Magnoliopsida, Fabales, Fabaceae. Bases 101 to 2002 code for a protein of 633 amino acids. The record is from RefSeq and is a predicted model, not a curated record. The transcript is spliced from 4 exons. Gene Ontology annotation, molecular function: polysaccharide binding; protein kinase activity; ATP binding. Gene Ontology annotation, biological process: protein phosphorylation.